Molecule: messenger RNA, 2158 nt
Organism: Rhopalosiphum maidis (corn leaf aphid)
Lineage: Eukaryota; Metazoa; Arthropoda; Insecta; Hemiptera; Aphididae
Gene: Buffy
Exons: 6
Coding region: 656-1966 (436 amino acids)
Biological process (GO): extrinsic apoptotic signaling pathway in absence of ligand; intrinsic apoptotic signaling pathway in response to DNA damage; regulation of apoptotic process
Cellular component (GO): mitochondrial outer membrane
Molecular function (GO): protein homodimerization activity; protein heterodimerization activity
Source: RefSeq, a predicted model, not a curated record
ACCUAUUAUAUUUAUUAUUAUAUUAUUAUUAUUAUUAUUAUUAUUAUUAUUAAUAUUAUUGAUAUUAUUGUUAUAAUAAUAGUAUAAUUACACGAAAUCGUCGUAUUCGUUUGUCGACGAUGUUAAGUCACUCGUAAAUAUUACGCGAUUUGGACAGGUAACUGUUUUGCGCUCGCACUAUAGUGGAAAACGCAUCGUUACAGUUAUCAUAAUAAUAUCAUAUUAUUAUUAUUAUUACCAAACCGCCUAUCAUCGCUAGACGUGACCCGCGAUUUCGGCACAUAGACCGCGGUCCAAAGCGAACAAGCCGCUAGGUAAGCAGCGAUACUUCAGCAAUCGGCAAUCGCUACGAACGCGGGGACGAUCGCAUUACAUAAAACUGAACUAUCGGAAAAAUCGGAGGAGUUUCGAAGACUGCGCGUAAACAGGAGAACCUUCAGCAGGGAACUGACGGCGGCGGCGACAACGCGUUCUCGAGGCAUCCCCGUCACGUCAUAUAUGGAUAUGGUUCAUUUGUCAAAGUAAUCACAUAAUAUUUCAUAGAUAUAAUCUGAACAUUGUUAACUGUCAAAUGGUAUACGUUUGGAAUGAGUUACUAAUUUGGGAAAUGCAAAAUAUGUAUAAAUAUUCAUUAUAAAAAAUACAGAUACGAACCAUGGUCAAACAGUGUUUGAAAAAAAUUUUGAAAAAAUUUAAUAUGCCCGGACAACUCUCUGUGUGGCCCGUAUGCCUUUUCAGUGUCAAUAAACCAGAAAUUGGACGCAUCAAGAGUUCUCAUACUUCCUCAAAAAGGUGUAAUGAAGCGCGGCGUAUGUCCGAAGGUGGUCUCGUCAUGUCUUCAUGCGCGGCUGCCAACUUCAACAACAACAACACGACAAACAACAACAACAGCAGCAGCAGCCACAGCGGCGUCGGCAGGACGACGACGUCCGCCGUGCCCAGGCGCAAGUUCAGCUUCCCGGCGGUGUUGCAGUCGCACAGCCUGCAAUCCGAACUGGGCGGCGUCGACUUCGGCGGCGGGCCGUCGCUCACCGUGGCCACGGCCCGCCGGCGGUUCAGCAACGUCAGCGACGUCGUGUCCCGGAAACUGUCGCACACCAUCGGCUGGCGGACGGCCGUGCCGACGGAACAGAUCGCGCGACACGGCAAGGCGCUGUGCGUGCAGUACGUCCGGUGGAAGCUGAAGCGGGCCGGCGCGUACACGAAAAAGUGCGCCGGAGCGUUGCGCACGGCCAGCGCGGCCGCCAGCCCGGCGGCUUCGGUGGACGGCAGUGGCGGCGCCGCCGGCGGAAGUGGCGGCGGCUACUUCAUACCGCCGCUACAGGCUAUGGCGGCGGCCGGGGGGGCCGACCACACCGACGGCGUGCGCCGCGACGUGUUCCCCGCCGUGCUCCGGGUCGGACUCCAGUUGGAGCGGCUCGACCCGAAACUGUACGCGACCGGAGCGGUAGCCGCCGAGACCGCGGCCGCCACCGCCGCGUCCACGGCCGGUGGUGCGGGCGACCCGUCGGCGACCGCGCCGACCGCCGACUCGGCCGUGUCGCCUCAGCGCCUGUUCCAGCGGCACCACCGGCCAUCGUACAGGAGAAACGUGGCCACCGCUUCGAUGGUCCUGGUGUCCGUGUCCCGGGAACUGUUCCGGGCCGGCGCCCAGGUCACGUGGGCCAAAGUCGUGUCGCUCAUGUGCGUGGCCGCCGGGCUGGCGGUCGACUGCGCGCGCCGCGGCCGUGCCGAUCAACUGCCCGACCUGAUCGAAGCCGUCGGCGAAGUGAUCGAGGACGAUCUUGCCGCUUGGAUACACUACAACGGCGGAUGGAUGGGGCUCCAGUCGUACUGCAAACCAGUGGUCAUCAACGUCGAAAAUCCUGUGUCCACUCAAAUCCUGUAUCUAGUGUCAUUGCUCAUAGUUGUCAUAUUUUUUUUGUUGUUGUUGAGGUGGUUCGACUUCAUAUCUGUUUUCCGAUGAACUGUCUGCAGCAGAAGACGUCCAACAAUAUUAUACAAACAUAAUAUAUAUAAAUAUAUUUUAUUACUACAAUAUACGUUAUAUAUAAGUAGGUGUAUCUGCCUAUAUUAUUUACAGUUUUAGAGAUAUAUCGUCUGUUAUUUUAUGCGCAUAUAAUAUAUGGGUAUAAAAUGUAUCUACUAUAAAUGAUAA